Helicoverpa armigera (cotton bollworm) is the source of this 4524-nucleotide messenger RNA. RefSeq names its product protein groucho. Gene Ontology annotation, biological process: regulation of DNA-templated transcription; negative regulation of canonical Wnt signaling pathway. Bases 380 to 2650 code for a protein of 756 amino acids. NCBI's taxonomy places the organism in Eukaryota, Metazoa, Arthropoda, Insecta, Lepidoptera, Noctuidae. Gene Ontology annotation, cellular component: nucleus; transcription regulator complex. The transcript has 18 exons. Gene Ontology annotation, molecular function: transcription corepressor activity; protein binding. The record is from RefSeq and is a predicted model, not a curated record.
UGUGAUGAAUGAUGAUGGAUGACAUGACAGCCGAACAAAAAUUACGGCGUGGAUUUAUGGUUAAAAAUUUGCGAAAAUCUGUUGACUGUUUCUCGAAAUAAAUGUUAGAUUACAGAUAGCUGCGUUAUUUGCAUGGUGAUUGAUAAUUGUACUUAAAAGUUUUUAAUGUCAAUAUAAUGACCGAUAAUUCAAAAGUUUCGAGGCAAAGUUUGUGCAUAUCAUUGUCGUUAGCGCGUAAGUCGGGCUCUUCGGUGUUUGGUGUGUUAUAGCAGUGGUGGACGGUGUUAUAGGAGAUGGUGCCGAUGGUGUUAGCAAACGGAUCGAAAGAGAACUAUAUUUGAUUGUGUAUACUGAGGUUUUGCAGUAGAUUAUUGUUAAGAUGUAUCCAACUGCUACGCGGCACCCGGCGGCCGCGGUAAGGGGACCUCAGCCACCUGCAGGACCUAUAAAAUUUACAAUAGCUGACACACUAGAGAGAAUUAAAGAGGAAUUCAACUUUUUACAAGCCCAAUAUCACACUUUGAAAUUGGAAUGUGAGAAACUGGCCAGUGAGAAGACGGAAAUGCAGAGGCAUUAUGUUAUGUAUUAUGAAAUGUCAUAUGGUCUUAAUGUGGAGAUGCAUAAACAGACAGAAAUAGCAAAGAGACUGAGUGCUAUAAUAGGGCAGGUGCUCCCGUUCUUGGCACAGGAGCAUCAGCAACAAGUGGCUUCUGCCGUGGAGAGAGCUAAGCAAGUCACCAUGUCAGAACUCAACGCUAUCAUUGGGCAACAACAACAGCAGGGUCUGCAGCAACUGCUUCAGCAGAUCCACGCGAGCGCGGGCCUGUCGCACGGCGUGGGCGGCGCGCAGGCGCUGCUGGGCGCCGGCGGCCUGCUGUUCGCGCCCGGCGCCGCGCCCCCGCCGCCGCCGCAUCUACCUCCCCCCGCACACAAGGUGGAGCUCCCCCCUCCCGCGGACAUAAAGCCCCCCGUGCUGCCGGGCGGGCCGGCGCCGCCGCCGCUGCUGCCGGGGCAGCCGCCGCCUAGAGACGACGACCGGCUCGGUCCUAGGGGGCAUCCACAGUUUUCCCCCAAGCCGCGUCGCUCGGUGUCCCCGCACGAGCGCGAGCAGAAGUACCGGCCGCGCUCGCCCGAGCCCGAGGCCCUCGACGUCAAGCGCAGGAAGGAGGAGAAGGUACUGGGCCAUGUGAGUCUAUGUAGUGACAGCGACGCCGAAAAAAGUGAUCAAGAUCUUGUUGUUGAUGUGGCAAACGAGGAGGAGAGAGGGUCACCCAGUGUCCGCACGGAGGGAGGAGAGAGGACAGAGAACGGGCCGCGACCUCCUUCGAGAUCAGGCUCGUCCUCCAGUCGGUCCACGCCCAAGAGUUCCAAAGACGAAAAGCCAGGCACACCGGGCAGCACAGCGGGCUGCACGGGUGGAACGGGCGGGAAGCCUCGAGCCGGGACGCCGACCGGGCGCUACGCCCUCCCCUACGCCUACCGCGCCCCGCACGCGCCGCUCUACGACCCGCGCGCCAACGGCAUCGCGCCUGCCAAGCCGUUAGUAUUACACGUACACUGUGUCUUACUGCACUACCCACCUGCUGCCUACGCCUACCGCGCCCCGCACGCGCCGCUCUACGACCCGCGCGCCAACGGCAUCGCGCCUGCCAAGCCAGCAUAUUCAUACCACUCAUGCGGCGGUCCCCUGCAGCCGGUGGGCUUCCCGGCGGACGCGCUGGGCGGCGCGGGCGUGCCGCGGGCUGCUCGCGCCGUGGCCGCCUUACCGCACGGCGAGGUCGUCUGCGCAGUCGCGCUGUCACUGUCGGGGGCCUCGCGACACGCCUACACCGGCGGCAAGGGAUGCGUCAAACUAUGGGAUAUAUCCAAUCCAGGCUCACCUGCGGCGUUAGAACCCUUGUCGCAGCUUGAUUGUUUGCAACGCGACAACUACAUUCGUUCGGUGAAGCUGCUGCCGGACGGGCGGACGCUGAUCGUGGGCGGCGAGGCGUCCAACCUGUCCAUCUGGGACCUGGCGUCGCCCACACCCCGCAUGCGGGCCGAGCUCACCUCCUCCGCGCCCGCCUGCUACGCGCUCGCCAUCAGCCCCGACUCUAAGGUGUGCUUCAGCUGUUGUUCAGACGGCAACAUAGCGGUGUGGGAUCUUCAGAACCAAACAUUAGUUAGGCAAUUCCAAGGUCACACGGACGGCGCGUCGUGCAUCGACAUCAGCGGCGACGGCACGCGGCUGUGGACGGGCGGGCUGGACAACACCGUCCGCUCGUGGGACCUGCGCGAGGGCCGCCAGCUGCACCAGCACGACUUCUCCAGCCAGAUCUUCUCGCUCGGAUACUGUCCCACGGGUUCGUGGCUAGCAGUGGGCAUGGAGAACUCUCACGUGGAGGUGCUACACGCGGGCAAGCCGGACCGCUACCAGCUGCUGCUGCACGAGUCCUGCGUGCUCUCGCUGAAGUUCGCGGCCGCCGGCAAGUGGUUCGUGUCCACGGGGAAGGACAACCUGCUCAAUGCUUGGCGUACGCCUUAUGGAGCUAGUAUAUUCCAGUCUAAGGAGUCAUCAUCGGUGCUCAGUUGUGAUAUAUCAGCGGACGAUAAGUUCAUAGUGACGGGUUCAGGUGACAAGAAGGCGACAGUCUACGAAGUGAUGUACUGAAGUGUCAGUGUCGGUAAUCUCAUAAGUUAUAGGCAAUAAUGAACGUUGUUCGAGGUCCAGUGCGAAGUGACUGUGGUUUUAUAUCAAACUUUAGUUGCCUGUAUUCAUUGUUACGGAUUUUUUUAUUAAAGAAGUCAUCAAAUUAUGGGUGUCUUAUAAGGAAUACGGCGAGUGACAAGAUUUUUUAUAGAAGGAAAAGAUUUUAGUAAUCUUUUGUGGUCAAUAGAAACAUCCUUUUAUAUUAGAGGUGACAUUUUUUCCAAAAUGUGUUAUUACUACUAAAAUGUGCUAUAGCUAUAAACUUUUGAAAAAUACAGAGCAAGGCUUCAAAAUAAACUCACAGACUCCGUAAUGUUAGGUUAGAGUAGUAGUACUUCAUGAGCCUGAGUGCUUAAAUGUCGAUCUGUGGCGAUCUGGACAAUAUAACCAGUCCAGUAGUGACGGUUCCAUAGCAAUCAGACUGUUAUCGUGAGUUCCUUGCUAAAUGAAUGUUCCUCUUUAUAAUACAUGGCUGAAUAAAUUCGUAUUAUCCUUUUAGUGGAAAGCUAAAGAAAAUAUAACAAGUAUUUGUCUAUCCACGAGUCUUUUUGGAGGCGAGAAGGUUUACGAACCUUUGAAUUGUCGCGAAGUAAUCGAUGUUAUUAUAAAUAUUAUGGCAAUUUUAAAAUUUUGAUUUAAAUUAAAAUUUGGAUUGGAACAGCCAUGUCGAUCUCAAAAUUUUUCACGUAUUAUAAUUUUAAUGUUACGCUGCAAUGUUAUUAGUAUUAAAAAAUCAGCGAUAUCGAGACUUCCAAGCAUUUUAUUAUGUUAUGUUGUUAACAAUGAGUACAGCCAACUAAAGAUGGUUGAAUUAAGUGUAAUUUUAAUGUAACAAAUAGAUCAAUGUUGCACCGUUAAACAUGGAUAUUUUUAGUGUUAUUAUAUAUUUUUAUAAUGAAAUAAGAAAAUCAUUUUAUUAAUUUUUCAAGUUGAAUCUUGUUUCAAGAAUGGUCCAUUUAUUACGAGUAUUUAUUUACUUUUCAGAUUUUUAAGUUCUUUCAGACUGAUAUUCUGGGUAUUGUGAAUAGUAGUUCGUCAUUUGCGUAUGGUAUUGUCAAUUUCCAACAUUAUUUUAAUUUGAUAAUAACUCGUCUAAAUACGCACACGUCGGCUUUGCAUUUCGUCUCUACGUGGGGUCUGUGUUGACCCCAGUCAUGUUCCUAAGGUAUGAUAGUUAGGGCGUCAACAAUGUACGAACAGUACUGACGGCCCUAACAUUGGCUCCUGAAUGGAGUGUUGUGUAUAAAUAAAAGAUAGUGCCUGUUCAAACAUUUCAUAUUGAGUAGAAAAUCGUGCUUUACAACUUUAGGUGAACAAGUUUUAAUCAUCAAACAAAAGUUUCUAUAAUAAUUGUUGACAAUUUUAAGUGGUGAUUAAUGGAUAAAAAGCGGUAUUUGGAAGUAUUUUUAAGCAUUCUGUUAUUAUCGACGAGUUCAAAGAUAUUUCCAUACUUUAAUGCCACUGUGAACAUGGAAAGGAAAAUUGGGGAAAUGUUUGUUAAAAAUUCAGAGUUCAGACUGUUCUAUAGGUUAAUAUGAACAUUUUAUUUCCAGUUUAUUUUUUGCAAUAAUGUAUUUAAAAUUUUGUUUUCUAUAAUCUGACUGAAAUUUUUAUAUCAAAGUAUAUUUUAUUGUACUUAAAGUUUAUACACAAAUCGAAUCUUUAAAUAUGAAUUUCAUUAUUAUAAUGAUCUGCAAAUUGUGAUAUUAUUUCUUCAAUGACGUUUUAGUAUACCGAGUAUGCAAAACCAGAUUGACUACAAACAUUUGAUUGUUAUUUUUCUGCAAAAUUGAAUCGUAUUAUGUACUUUGAUUAUAUUUAUUAUUUCGAUAAAA